Trematomus bernacchii (emerald rockcod) is the source of this 2441-nucleotide messenger RNA. Its product is annotated as rho GTPase-activating protein 5-like. Gene Ontology annotation, biological process: signal transduction. The transcript has 5 exons. Lineage: Eukaryota; Metazoa; Chordata; Actinopteri; Perciformes; Nototheniidae. Bases 1 to 705 code for a protein of 234 amino acids. The record is from RefSeq and is a predicted model, not a curated record.
AUGGAUGAGAGGGAAGGUCUGACGACAGAAGGCGUUUAUCGAGUCAGUGGGAACAAAACGGAGAUCAGGGGACACAGGUCCAGACAGAAGGCGUUUACGAGUCAAUGGCAAACGGACACACGACACAUCACAGAAACGCAUCACGACCACAGUAUCGACUUCGUGGUGAUGGACGUGGCGGUGCACGCUGCUGCUGGAGCUCUGAAGGCGUUUUUCGCCGACCUUCCCGACCCUCUGAUCCCCUACAGCCUGCACCCCGAGCUGGUGGAGGCCGCAAAAAUCGUGGACUACAUCGAGCGUCUGCAAGUUCUUCAUGAGAUCGUGAAGAAGUUUCCUUCUGUCAACUACCAGGUGUUCAAGUUCAUCAUCACACACCUCAACAGGGUGAGCCAGCACAAUAAGUGCACCCUCAUGACGGCGGACAACCUCUCCAUCUGUUUCUGGCCGACGCUGAUGCGCCCCGACUUCGAGAACAAGGAGACGCUCUCCACCACGAAGCUGAACCAGGCGGUCAUCGAGGCGUUCAUCGUGCAGAGCGAGUACUUCUUCCACGGCGGAGAAAUGGCGGAAAGUUCCAGCAACGAAGGAACGCCUCCUCCUCAUCACUGCCACAACAUGGUGGAGGCCCUUCUUCCUCUGCAGCUGCCUCCCCCCAUGCAGCCGCAGCAGAUCCAGCACACGCUGCACCCCGACGCGCUCAUGUAACAGAGAGCAUGCUGGGAAACGCAGUCCGUGAGUUUGUCUGUCUGUCAAGGAGGUGAACGAGACACAUGGGACCGUUUGUUGGAUUUAAAAGUCAUCUGUGAGGUUUUCGAGACGACCGGACGUCACGUUCUUUUAGUUUUUUGGACGCCCUCAUCUAACAGAAGGCAUGCUGGGAAUUGCAGUCCAAUUGUUGCGUCUGUUUGUCAUCGAGGUGAACGAGACACAUGGACCGUUUGUUGGAUUAAAACGUCAUCUGUGAGGUGUGUUAAACUUCCAGAUUAGAGACGAUCGGACGUUACGUUUUUUUAUAGUUUUUUCCUUUUUUGGACGCGCUCAUCUUAACAGAGAGCAUGCUGGGAAACGCAGUCCAUUAAGUGCUUCUGUUUGUCAUGGAGGUGAAUGAGCUUUGAGAGACCGUUUGUUGGAUUAAAACUAAUCCGUGAGAUCUGUUAAAUCCCGGAUUCGAGACAAUCGGACGUCACCGUUUUUUUGGAACUAAUUUUUUCCACCCUUUUACGAGACUGAAUAUAAAGGCUUCGGCACAUAGACAACUCUUUAGCAGGGUCUUACCUGGAUUUACUAAUAAAGAUUCCCCCCCUUUUACCUUCACCCUGAUGGAAUAGCACACUGACCAAACCCCGCUUAAACCCCCCCCCCAAACAACAGAAAAGGGAAGUUCAAACUUAACGACUGCAACUCCAAAAUGAACGCCGACUGAUUCGAUAUUUGACCGACUAACUUACAGACACUUCGGCUCAGGAACCUUCUUCCAACACCGAACACCCGUCAGAGGACAGAACGUCACAACAACCAGUUGGAUUUGUGAACUGAAAACAUAACGAGUUGUUGGAUUAUUUUGAGGGUUUUAAAUACUAGAAAAAACGGAAUAAUCCCUCCCCCCUUCUUCAUGAACUUUGACCCUCUUAACGGACAUAACAGCACAUGCACGAUUUCUGUCAAAGUCCCACUCAUGUCUGAUUAUGUUAUUUUUUGUAUCAUUUGCUUUUUUUUUUAAACAUGUUUUGUGAUGUCUACCCUGUGUGUGUGUGUGUGUGUGUGUGUGUGUGUGUGUGUGUGUGUGUGUGUGUGUGUGUGUGUGUGUGUGUGUGGGGAUCAGGAGGGAAUUUAAGAAACUCGUUACACUCCGUACGAAAGACUUAACGGACUUCACCUCAAACCUCCAGCUGACGCUCUCGUCUCCUUCGAGCGUCUAACUCUCAGCGAGGAAACCACUACGUCGCAAUGCAUUCUGGAUCUUUUCCGAGGCGUCUUCCCGUGUUUGACGCUCUAAUCGUCUUCAUUUCUACCUUCUGUUGCUUUGUUGGAAACUAAAAAUGUGCAUGUCUCUGUUUUUUUGCCACUUAGUGAGAUAUAUAAAAAAAAAAAAGAAUAACUUCAGAUUUAUUUUAUCUGAAUCUUUUGGUUUUGGUUUAAGGGUAACAUUUCCACAGAGAGACUCUCACGAGGAGUUUUUAUUGCAUUUGUUUCUUCUCCGUCAUGCAAGAAAUCCACUCUUUAAUAUCAUAUUUUUGGUUAUAUGUCGAAUAGUUUUCCCUAAAUAGAGGAAAGAAUUAUAUAUAAGUAUAAAUAUAUAUAUAAAUAUAUCAGCAGCAGACUGAUUUAGUGAAAUACCGCGGGGUACUGGGCUGUAUAAUCUGUCAGAAGCUAUACUCAUAUUUGUGUGUGUGUGUGUGUGUGUGUGUGUGUGUGUGUGUGUGUGUGUGUGUGUGUGUGUG